GUGGUUCGAGCCGAUGCGAUAUUUCGUUUGUUGACUGGGGCGAAUCCUAUUCGCACUCGUCUUCUCCUGCUUCAAGGCAUUCGCGCAUCUGGGCAGACUCCGGCAGUCUCCGGCUCCGCUCUUGGCAGUCAGAUCAAGCGCACGAGCCUUAACGGCGCCGGUUCUUCAGUUGCCUCCGUCACUCAAGUAAGAGACUGCGCAUCUAGCUCCAACUUCAAUUCCAGUCCAAUCACCUUACAACCAAUUGGUCUGGGUUUAAAUUUGUCCGGUUUGGGAGUUUGUCAAGCCGCCUACCUGGCUGCCAGUCUUAAGGGUCAUACCCUUCAGGUUCAUACAGACCGAAGACAAAUAUACCCAUCCCUGGAAGAUCCAUUUACUACGACGGUAUUGCGGCGCAAACAUGGAUUGAUCGACGAUGUGAAGCCGCCGCUACAUGCGAUUUCCGGAAUGAAUGAAGCAAACAUUAAGCCAGGCAACGAUGCGAAGAUGCCCAAACAGCAGAAUCAGGUGACUCAGGCUGGAGAGUCCGGAGAAUCAGCCUAUUUGAUGGAAGCCGAAGAUUUCAAGGGCCACCUUCGCCGGUCUCGAGGUCCGUCAACUGCGCACAUUCCAUUGUAUUGA
Molecule: messenger RNA, 621 nt
Organism: Protopolystoma xenopodis
Lineage: Eukaryota; Metazoa; Platyhelminthes; Monogenea; Polystomatidea; Polystomatidae
Source: the annotation of a GenBank genome assembly